Coccinella septempunctata (seven-spotted ladybird) is the source of this 2505-nucleotide messenger RNA. It is a transcript of the gene ogre, whose product is annotated as innexin inx1. NCBI's taxonomy places the organism in Eukaryota, Metazoa, Arthropoda, Insecta, Coleoptera, Coccinellidae. The coding region runs from base 515 to 1600 and encodes 361 amino acids. Gene Ontology annotation, cellular component: plasma membrane; gap junction. The transcript has a single exon. Gene Ontology annotation, molecular function: gap junction channel activity. The record is from RefSeq and is a predicted model, not a curated record.
AUUCAAUUCUUUUACGCCCCGAAUAGUUGUUAAGUUGUCACGGUUCGAUUGAGUACUCAGUGCAUUUCUCAUGGAAUUCAGUCAUAACAUAAUUAGUGUUAACAGCUAAUUAUUCACCUUCUUGAUAAUUAAAAUUCUCAGUUACUUCUAUUGUGCUUUAGUAUGCCAAAUAGAUUGGAAUUUCUCAUGGUCCAGUUCACAUUUGUAUGCAUCUCUCAUCUCAUCGCUUUUUGUAUGCCGUCGACGAGUUGACGUUGUCUUGAGAAGCUUGUAAAGUUGUUUUACCUGAAACGUGAACGUGACUUCGUAAAACUUGAGAGAAUAGUUGUCUCAAAAAGGAUAUGAAUCAUUUUCAACUCGAGUAGCUUGGGAAACUCGUGUAAAGUGACCCAUUAAAAUAUUCGACCUUCGCGUAUAACAUGACUGAUCGGUUGUGAGUGUUGUGGUCCGAAUGUUUUGAUUUUGAAAUGGACCUAGUGUUUUAACCAGUGUUGUGUGAAAAAAGAAACUAACAAUGUUCAAGUUACUUGGAGGACUUGCGAAUUAUCUCAAACAGCAGGACAUAGUCACAGAUUGUGCAAUAUUUCGACUGCACAAUUUGUUCACGACUGCAUUGUUGAUGGGAUGCAGUUUGAUAAUCACAGCAUCUCAAUAUGUUGGUCGUCCAAUCCAGUGUAUAGUUCAGGAUAGAAAUCCCCAUGUGGUGAACACUUUUUGCUGGAUUUCUUCCACUUUCACGAUGCCUGACGCUUUCAACAGGCAGAUAGGAUCAGAGGUGGCUGCGCCUGGUCUUUCUAAUGAUUUUGACGAUGUUCAUGCACACAAAUAUUACACUUAUUAUCAGUGGGUUUGUUUUGCCUUGUUCUUCCAAGGUAUAGCUUGUUACACCCCCAAAUUUAUCUGGGAUAAAUUUGAAGGGGGCUUGAUGAAAACCUUGGUUAUGGGUCUUAACAUUGGAGCAACCCCCGAAGAUAUUAAGAAUGCAAAAAAAGAAAUUGUCAUUGAGUAUCUCCUGGAGCAUUUGAAGAAGCACAAACUCUAUGCCAUUAGGUACUGGUGCUGCGAAUGUCUAUGCUUAGUGAACAUCAUCGUUCAACUUUACUUAAUGAAUAAAUUCUUCGAUGGAGAAUUUUUGUCAUACGGUCUCAGAGUUAUGAAUUACUCCAAUGAAGUCCAAGAAGAAAGAGUUGAUCCAAUGGUUUAUAUCUUCCCACGACUAACCAAAUGUAACUUCUUCAAAUAUGGUCCUUCUGGAAGCAUACAGAAACUCGAUAGUUUGUGUGUUCUACCAUUGAAUAUCGUAAAUGAGAAGACCUAUAUUUUCCUUUGGUUCUGGUACAUGAUACUGGCAUCUCUGCUUACCAUUUUGGUGAUCUACAGGGUGUGCAUGAUUUUAUCUCCAAAAUUGAGGACUCGCAUAUUCCAUGCUAAAAAUUACGGUCUUCCUUAUGAAGUAUCUCGAAUAAUCACAAGAAAAACAGAUAUUGGGGAUUGGUGGGUUCUCUUCAUGUUGGGAACUAACAUGGAUACACUUAUAUUCAGGGAGAUGAUUUCUGAAUUAUCAAAGAGAAUUGAAGUGAAGCCAUCUAACCGUAGAUGAUUUUCAUACUUAUUUUUUUUGUUUAGACAAGAACAAAUUUAGUAUCAGAUCUUGCCCAGAAUCUCUGAAAGACUUGAAUUCUGUUAUUUUCGAAUAAUUAAUAUUGUACAAUAUUGAUCAGAUGACAAAAGUUUGCCUUCCACAUUGCCUUCAAGAAAUUUUGAUAUUGUAUACAUCCAUUUUUGAAAUUUUAACUCGAAUAUCAUAUCAAUGGUAUUUGUUGCUCAUUAUAUUAGUAAAAGGUAAUACAUAUAUGAUAUUUUUAUAAAAUUUUAUACACGUUUGUGGUUGAUUCUAGUUUUAAGAAAAUGUAUACCUUGAACUCAGUUUUCUUCGUAAUUUUUUAUUUUUUAUCAUGUCUACUUUUAUAAUUGCGAUUUAAUUUUUCUUUGACAAAAAUAAGCUUUAAUUUGAUUCAGAAAGUAAUACUCGUUUGUUGCAAAAUUCCAAUAAAUAUGUUUGUAAUUAUUUUAAUUUAUUUUAAAUGAUGCCAACUGAUAAGAAUUGCACGUUAUUUAGAAAUUCACAAGUGGUUAAGUAGAGACAAUCUUUGAGUGAAAAGAGGUUGCACAAUGAGUUUACCUUACUGUCAAGGAUAUUAACUGCCUUUUAUUGUGAAAACUAUUAUUUUUCAAGUCUUCAGUAUCAUCUGAUACACAUUCAAUAUAUUUAUUUUAGGCUAUUUAGGUUAAGUUAGAAGAAUCUCUUUGUCUUCAUGAUUAUUUUAAGAUUUCAGUGAGUAUAAUUAUUUCCUGUGAAUCAAUUUUUAAAGUGAUACUGAAUGCAUUUAUCUCUUUCAUGAGACUCGACAUUCUUUCCUCAAUUAAUUAAUGGCAUUUCAUUGCAUGAUUUAUCUUGGUUCAAUGGUGUCAAGAAGAUUCCUAAUAAAGAUUUUUAUAAGAACA